Molecule: messenger RNA, 2193 nt
Organism: Danaus plexippus (monarch butterfly)
Lineage: Eukaryota; Metazoa; Arthropoda; Insecta; Lepidoptera; Nymphalidae
Product: fatty acyl-CoA reductase wat-like
Exons: 14
Coding region: 291-1868 (525 amino acids)
Biological process (GO): long-chain fatty-acyl-CoA metabolic process
Cellular component (GO): peroxisome
Molecular function (GO): alcohol-forming very long-chain fatty acyl-CoA reductase (NADP+) activity
Source: RefSeq, a predicted model, not a curated record
GUCAUCAAAAAAUUCGACCAUUCUUUGCAUAAUACACAACUCGGAUACCCAACGGCGAUUUUUAUGUAAUAUGCUGUAAUAAACUAUUACAUAACGUCCAUUUUGGCCUCAUAUUUUGGCGGGUUACGAUAGUCUACAAUCUGCCAUGGCGGCGACCGUUUGGCUUUCAUAUUGACAGUUGAGUGUUUUUUUUUUAAUUGUGAGUGUCAGUGUCUCAAAUCUUUGUGCCAGUGACAAAUAAUUAUACAAAGAAGGAUUCAUUGAGCUAUGACAACAGACUAAGGUCAGCAAUGGCGAAUCAGUGCGGAGAAACGAAAACCCUUGGAAUAGAAAACAAACAUAGCGUCGGCUGUAACAUGGAGACUGAUAAGGAAGUGCCCAAGAUGUCGGAAGUCCAGAACUUUUAUAACGGGAAGAAUGUCCUUAUCACGGGAGCUACAGGGUUUCUCGGAAAGAUAUUGGUGGAGAAGCUUCUUCGUAGCUGCUCAGGAGUUGAAAAUCUAUAUCUAUUGGUAAGACAGAAACGAGGGAAGGACAUUUACACCCGAAUAGAAGAAAUAUUCGAGGAUCCGGUUUUCGACCGUCUGAAGGCGGAAGUGCCGAAAUUCAGACACAAGAUUGUCGUUAUACCAGCUGACUGCGAGGCUGCCGGUUUAGGACUUACAAUCAGUGACAGACAGACACUCAUCGAAAAAGUUAACGUCGUAUUUCAUUCCGCGGCUACAGUGAAAUUUGACGAACACCUGAGAGCUGCUUUGGCCACAAACGUGUGUGCGCCGCUGUACCUGCUGGGUUUGGCCAGGGAGAUAAAAAAACUAGAGGUUUUCAUUCACAUAUCCACCGCGUACUCAAACUCCCAUCUCUCAUUCAUCGAGGAAAAAUUCUACCCGUGUGAGGCAAAUAGCGGUAAACUCCAGAAGAUGAUAGACAAAAUGUCAGACGAACAGAUAAACAAGAUAUCUCCCGCUGUUUUAGGUUCGUGGCCAAAUACUUACACAUUCACAAAAGCUUUGGCGGAAAAGGAAUUGAGAGAAAACUCGAAGAACAUACCGCUUGGUAUCUUCAGACCGGCCAUUGUGACAUCAACUUUGAAGGAACCAUUAAAAUGUUGGCUGGACAACAUGUACGGCCCUACCGGAGUCGCUGUGGGUACAGCGACAGGAAUGCUCCGAACUGUUCAAUGUGAUAAAACAGUGACAGCUGAUUUGGUGCCCGUGGACUCAGUGGUCAACUGUCUCAUAGUGGCAGCUUACAAUGUACAUAGAGAAUUUGUUAAAAGCCCACCUCAAGAACCGCCGAUAUUUAACUACGUCAGUUCCGUUGAGAAUAGAAUCACGUGGGGUGAUUUUACCGAUUUAAAUAUGGCGAGAAUCGAUAAACAUCCAUUCUCUAACGCCGUUUGGUACGUGUCACUUACUCUGAACAAGUCAUCGUUCGUGAACGCGGUUUGCGUGCUUUUCCUACACUUACUCCCGGCGGCGCUAGUGGACGGACUCGCCGUGUGUGUCGGAAAAAAACCACAGAUGUUGAAGGUUUAUAGAAAGAUACACAAGUUCUCAUCAGUGCUGUCAUACUUCUGUACGAAAGAAAUUAAAUUCUGUAAUAAACGGACCAGGGAAUUGUGGGACAACACGUCUCAAACAGACAAACAGAUAUUUCCAUUCAGUAUGGCUGAAGUCUCGUGGUCCUCAUAUUUCGACGACUACCUAGCGGGCAUCCGACGGUAUUUGUUCAAAGAGAGCGACGACACUCUUCCACGGGCUAGACGCAAGUGGACGCGAUUAUAUUAUCUACAUCAGAUAGUCCGCAUCGUGUUCUGUUUGUUCGCCAUUUAUGUUAUCUGGUGUUUCAUUUCGCGGGUUUUGUGAUAAAAACCGUCAAAAUAAACACAAAAAAAAAAUCAAACCAAAUAUGUACGUAUAUAUCCGCUUCAUGAAUCGCAAUUUUCCAUUUAUAACAAGUUAAUCUGUACAAAGAUGUAUAUAGCUAUAUUUAAAUGUAAUUUAGUUUUUAGACGUUUUUAAACGUAAUAUGACAGAUUAAUGUAUAUGUACUGUUACAGUGUAAGUUUUAAUAUAUUGAUGACAUUUCUAGGUUAAGAUCUUUAUUGUACAGGUAUUAAUAUCGUUAGAACAUGUAAAAACCUUUGUAAUCUGUAGAUUAUAUGAGAAAUAAAAAAAAAUGGUUUUAUUU